AUGAAAGCAAUUAUACAAAGAGUUAAAAGUUCAUCUGUAACAGUAGAGGGUGAAGUUAUAUCAGAGAUUAAACAAGGACUUAUGUGUUUAAUUGGUAUUGGGAGAGAUGAUACCAAAGAGGAUGCUGAGUACAUCACCAGAAAGAUAUUAAAUUUACGUCUUUGGAAAAAUGAAGAUGGCACAAAGAAUUGGGAUAGAAGUGUCCAACAAAUGGACUAUGAAAUUUUAUUCGUAAGUCAAUUCACACUCUUUGCUCAAUUAAAAGGAAAUAAACAAUCCUAUCAUCUUGCUAUGGCUCCAGAAUUAUCAAAACAAUUUUAUUUAGAUUUUUUAGAAAAUGCUAAAAAAUCUUAUAAACCUGAAAAAAUUAAAGAUGGAAGAUUUGGAGCAAUGAUGGAUGUUCAAUUAAUUAAUGAUGGUCCUGUUACUAUUCAAUUAGACUCUAAAGAGAAAUAA
This is a messenger RNA of Dictyostelium discoideum AX4, 456 nucleotides long. It is a transcript of the gene dtd, whose product is annotated as D-tyrosyl-tRNA deacylase. Lineage: Eukaryota; Evosea; Eumycetozoa; Dictyosteliales; Dictyosteliaceae. The coding region runs from base 1 to 456 and encodes 151 amino acids. Gene Ontology annotation, biological process: aminoacyl-tRNA metabolism involved in translational fidelity. Gene Ontology annotation, cellular component: cytoplasm. Gene Ontology annotation, molecular function: aminoacyl-tRNA deacylase activity; D-aminoacyl-tRNA deacylase activity; Gly-tRNA(Ala) deacylase activity. The record is from RefSeq and is a predicted model, not a curated record. The transcript is spliced from 2 exons.